This is a messenger RNA of Peromyscus californicus insignis, 1350 nucleotides long. RefSeq names its product zinc finger protein 227-like. Lineage: Eukaryota; Metazoa; Chordata; Mammalia; Rodentia; Cricetidae. The transcript is spliced from 6 exons. The coding region runs from base 547 to 1263 and encodes 238 amino acids. Gene Ontology annotation, biological process: regulation of DNA-templated transcription. The record is from RefSeq and is a predicted model, not a curated record.
CGAUCAGGGCGGCGAGUCCAUCCCGCAUCCGCCUCAGCCCCUUUCCAGUCUUUUGAGCCUUCGCGACGGCCGCUCCCGGGGGCCGGAAGUGAGGGGACCGGAAGUGCAGUUUCCAUCCCCGCCUCUCAGCCGCUCCUGUCGGCGCAGUUGAUUGAGUGGGAAGGUGGCGGUGGCUGGGUGGUGGCGCGGUUAGCAUCUGCUGCGGUUAGCAUCUGCCGCUGUGGGCCCGGCCCUGUCCUCGGGCGUCCUUCUCCCCGAGAGCCCGCGACGGGAGCCAGCCCUGGCGUUAGGAGACUGCCCGGCGCUUUCCCUCAUUUCCCCGCGUCCUUUCCCUAAGGCGUUCCCAGGGAACAGCAGGAAGGAGGGACUUGGCACAGCUGUCAGCCCCAGUGGCCCAAUGUCAUGGAACACGCCUUUAAUCACAGCACCGGGGAGGCAGAAGCAGGUGGAUCUUUGUGACUUCAUGGACUGCUUGGGCUGCAUAGCUAGUUCCAGGCCAGCCAGGAUAGUGGGACCCUGCCUCCAACAAAACAAAACACCGAAGUUAUGCCUUCUCAGGAGAGUGACCUUCCUUCAAAGGAAAAAGAGAAAAUGGCCAUAUUUCAGGAGGCAGUGACAUUCAAGGAUGUGGCAUUGGUGUUUACUACCGAGGAGCUGGGGCUGCUGGACCUCACACAGAGGCAGCUGUACCAAGACAUGAUGCUGGAGAACUUCAGGAACCUGGUUGCUGUGGGGUGCUUUCCCCUCAAAGCAGAAAGGCUUUGGCUACAGGAAGCAGAAGUCCAGAGAAGUAGGUGUCCUGACGGCAGCAGUCCACAUGAGUCGGCGACUCUUGGGAGACUCGCACUGAAGCAUCUUCCCCAGGAAGAGGUGUCUUGCUGGCACAUCUGGAAACAGGCUGCCCAGAAAUCGACCGGGUAUCUUCAGAGGAAGCGUUCUCAACUACUGCGACACUAUUCCAUUCAGGUUUCUGACAAUGGGAGCAACACAAAGAAUCACAAGGGAGAUAGCUGCAGGUGCCUUGAACAAGAAGACUUUUCAAUCUCAGGAACUCAGAAUUAUUGCCAAAAUCGGUGUCUGCAGGAUGCACAGAACCAGAGUGGGGAUAAGCCGGUCUGUGUGAAACGUGACCUGUGUGUGUAUGCAGAUUUGAUGAGGAAGUCUUCGCUUUGUAAGCCGCUCAAAACCAACCAAGAGCAGAAACCCCACAGAUGUGAUGACUGUGACAAACUAAUGACGGUGUUGAUCAGGGACUGUCCUUAGGAGGGAAACCAUGUCUGCAGAGUGAGUGUGGCUCGGGGCUUCCCGUUGGCCAGCCUGUCUACCCAGCAGAGCGCUGCGGUAGUCAGU